Messenger RNA from Talpa occidentalis (Iberian mole), 1489 nucleotides. RefSeq names its product SEC22 homolog B, vesicle trafficking protein (gene SEC22B). Gene Ontology annotation, molecular function: SNAP receptor activity. The coding region runs from base 133 to 780 and encodes 215 amino acids. NCBI's taxonomy places the organism in Eukaryota, Metazoa, Chordata, Mammalia, Eulipotyphla, Talpidae. The record is from RefSeq and is a predicted model, not a curated record. Gene Ontology annotation, cellular component: ER to Golgi transport vesicle membrane; Golgi membrane; endoplasmic reticulum-Golgi intermediate compartment. The transcript has 5 exons. Gene Ontology annotation, biological process: vesicle fusion with Golgi apparatus; endoplasmic reticulum to Golgi vesicle-mediated transport; retrograde vesicle-mediated transport, Golgi to endoplasmic reticulum.
AGCGGGAAGCGGAGACGCUCGCAGCGGGAUCUGCGGGCGCUGGGGCGGCGGGUCGCUGUUGUCGCUGCGAGGCUCCGGGACGACGCCCGCGGCCGCGGGGGGCCAGUGUUUGAGUCCCUGUAGCCUGUGAAGAUGGUGUUGCUCACGAUGAUCGCCCGGGUGGCGGACGGGCUGCCGCUGGCCGCCUCCAUGCAGGAGGAUGAGCAGUCUGGCCGGGACCUUCAGCAGUACCAGAGUCAGGCUAAGCAACUCUUUCGAAAGCUGAAUGAGCAGUCCCCGACCAGGUGCACCCUGGAAGCGGGCGCCAUGACUUUCCACUACAUUAUUGAGCAGGGGGUAUGUUACUUGGUUUUGUGUGAAGCUGCCUUCCCUAAGAAGCUGGCUUUUGCAUACCUGGAAGACCUGCACUCAGAGUUCGAUGAGCAACAUGGGAAGAAGGUGCCCACUGUGUCGAGACCCUAUUCCUUUAUUGAGUUUGAUACUUACAUUCAGAAAACCAAGAAGCUCUACAUUGACAGUCGUGCUCGGAGAAACCUCGGCUCCAUCAACACUGAACUGCAGGAUGUGCAGAGGAUCAUGGUGGCCAAUAUUGAAGAGGUGUUACAACGGGGAGAAGCCCUCUCAGCAUUGGAUUCAAAGGCUAACAAUUUGUCCAGCCUGUCCAAGAAAUACCGCCAGGAUGCGAAAUACUUGAACAUGCGUUCCACGUAUGCCAAACUUGCAGCAGUAGCUGUAUUUUUCAUCAUGUUAAUAGUGUAUGUGCGGUUCUGGUGGCUGUGAGUAGUGAAUCCAGUCACUGGCAAGGGCGAACCUAGAACCUGGCAAGUGUAUGUUUUCAGGAAGCUGAGCUCACAGAGAUGUGUAUUAGAAUCCAAGUGGAACUUCUGCCUCUAAAGACCUUGCAAGAAAAGAUCCUGAAAAUGAAAGGUUACACCUCAUUUAAUGAUGCUUAACCCUAAGUGGAAAGUCUCUUUUGGGGGCAGAGGCUUUCUCUGGGUGCUAAGCCAUAUAUGUUAGGGAACAGUAGAUUGUUUUUAUUUUGUUUUUUCCCUCCCAGUGUCUUACAGUUUAAAACAGCCCUGACUGGGGCAUUCUCAGUCUCUAAUGGAGCCAUCAGUGAGAUUUGGCUUAAACAACCUGUUUAAGUCACAUUCUGAAAUUCAUUCAGAGGAGGCAGCCCUCUGGAAAGGUUUUCAACUCUAGCUAAUCAACAUUCCUUUUGUUGGUGACAUUUGUGAUUUUCAGUAAUCUGAGUCUUUUGAUGGCCUUUUAAACAAGACUCCAGUAUGUGAAGGUUAAUUGCUGUGCUGCAAAGAUCUUGUCUGUUGGCCCCUGUAGGAAGUUAAUCUUUAUUGUUUUCCUUUUUAACUACUUUGCUUAUUGCACAAUUGCUUUAAGGUUAAAGGAAUUAUAUUAAGAUGCCUUGAAAUUAUAUUAUAGCACUCCUUGAUUAAGAAACUAAAACGCUCUUUGUCAUUUACUCCUUAAA